This is a messenger RNA of Pimephales promelas (fathead minnow), 2108 nucleotides long. It is a transcript of the gene nutf2, whose product is annotated as nuclear transport factor 2. NCBI's taxonomy places the organism in Eukaryota, Metazoa, Chordata, Actinopteri, Cypriniformes, Leuciscidae. Gene Ontology annotation, biological process: nucleocytoplasmic transport. The record is from RefSeq and is a predicted model, not a curated record.
UGCAAGUGCUUCGCGCAUGCGCAAACCGAAGAGGCCGCUCAACUUCUGUUCACGGCGCGCUGGAAACGCCAUAACUGGAACCGGGGGAUUCGGUUUAGGGCUCACUGAGUGCCUGUAGAAGGGUGAAUCAGAAUGGGAGACAAGCCGAUUUGGGAACAAAUAGGAUCCAGCUUUGUGCAACAUUACUAUCAGCUGUUUGACACAGACAGGACUCAACUUGGAUCAAUAUAUAUUGAUGCGUCAUGCCUUACAUGGGAGGGUCAGCAAUUCCAGGGAAAAGCAGCCAUUGUCGAAAAGCUUUCCAGCCUGCCCUUCACAAAAAUAGCUCACAGCAUAACAGCACAGGACCACCAGCCCACCCCUGAUAGCUGCAUAAUGAGUAUGGUAGUAGGCCAACUAAAAGCAGAUGAUGACCCCAUCAUGGGAUUCCAUCAGAGCUUCAUCCUGAAGAACAUUAACGAGGCGUGGGUUUGCACCAAUGACAUGUUCCGCCUGUCGCUGCACAAUUUUGGUUAAAUGCCCCAUGGCUAGCAGGAGGGAAGUGGGGGAAGGUGGAGGAUGGGGCCCGCCCUGAUGACGCCUGAACCUGUCAAUCAGCCCUUCAUUCAUCACACUAAAGAGAAACGGCACCGGAUUACAGCAGUCAAUCACAGAAAACAUGCAGUACUGCCUCUACUCCAGAAAUGACAUGUUUCUUUGCUGAAAGCCCACACAUCCAUCAAACUGACCCUUUUCCUUCCCCAACCUGCAUGAUGAUGGGGAGCUUAAAGAUCAGAGGACGCCCUGACCAGGACAAAUACGUAUUAACCUAACCUCGGCUGUUUGAUAUUUACAUUUUAGUUGCUGAUUUUUGACUUUGAAAUAACAACUGUCUGUCUUUGUUUGCUUAAGUACAAAGUGUUAUCAGCUUGUUUUUAGAAUAUGCUCCGUGAAUUUAAAUUUUUUUUUGUUGUUGUUGUUUUUGCCCCCCUUGGAAAUUGGUGUCUCCAUUCAGUGUGAUGUCAGGUUGCUCUAGCUAUCCAAAGAACACAACCCUAAUUUCCCCUUCCCCUCAGACCAGUGUGCUUCCCGAUUUCUGCUCACUGCUCUCUGUGACAAUAAUUACCAAGCCACGAUACACAAUAAAACCUUUGACUUUUUCUUAACAACGUCAUCUUGUUCAUCCCCCCUGUCUGGUUGUGCCUCUACCUUCUUUCCCCUUUUCUAAGCUUGACUGUUCAUAUUUUUGAUACUGUUUCAUAUUAGAUUCUCUCAUGAAGGUUUUUGUUUUAUUUGAGAAAAGCCAAACACAACAGAGCCGGUAUUUCUCUUGUUAUAGGUGGCCAGUGUCUCCUGAAGCAGAUGUUCAUACUAAAAAUUAUUUUCUAUGUAACCCUAACCCUAUGAAUGGUAGAAUCAUCAAUGGAUGCUCUUGUUGAAAAAAGGAGCGUCCUCUAAUGAUGCUACAUCACAUGGCAAGUUUAGGUAUGGAUAAGAAUGAGUUUGAGACAAACAGAAAACCCCCAGAAAUGCAGAUUCAUUUUCAUUUAGUCUUUCAAUUUUAGUUUAGAGGCUUCUUUUCCCCAGAAUGGGACGUUAUGCUUCAUAUGCUUUUUAUGUUUUGUUAGUUUGAGUGUAAAUGCCAUCGAGUUUGUAGUGCCCAAAGCUGUUAUUACCUUCAAUGUUUAGGGUUAAAUUUUGACAUUACCGUCUUAAGAAGGAUCACGAAGCAUGAAACAUGACAUCAAAAAUACUAGUCUGUGGGAAUAAGAGGUGAUUCUCUUCAUUUUCACAUGUUUACACUAAAGGAGUUAUGCUCAUUGUUUAGGGUUAGAAAAUCAUAUUCAUAAAAUAUGAUGGCCUUUGUGCCAAGAGAUGGUACAGAUAUUUUAGAGAGAUGUCUUCUGAGUUGUAGCUUUUUGCACUGAAAUAUCUAAACGGAUAGAACAUCAUUAUAACGAGUCGCCUUCUCGCAUAUUUUUGCUGGGCAAAUACAUGUAUUGUUCACGUACGUCAUGCUUGCUCGAACCUGCAGAAACACCCUCUCAUUUGUGGUUUGAGGGGAAUAGCAAAAAAAAAAAAAAGAAUAGAUUUUUUCCAACUAAAACAACAGUAAUGCAAUGUGAAUA